Messenger RNA from Pogona vitticeps (central bearded dragon), 3502 nucleotides. NCBI's taxonomy places the organism in Eukaryota, Metazoa, Chordata, Lepidosauria, Squamata, Agamidae. The record is from RefSeq and is a predicted model, not a curated record.
GAUUCAGAGACUGUAUCUGGCUGUGCUUCGGCCCUUCUCAUGUCCUCUUGUGGGAUCUCGGCAUGCUGUCUGCAAGACUCUUCUUCAAGAAUCUGAAAGUGGUUUUGCAAUUCUACAGAAACAGAAUUCGGAGACUUGUGAAGAACUGCCAAAAAGGCAUUUCAAUGUGACUGUGCAUCCUGUAGUAACCAGAGGAGUGAGAAGACCAUCUUCUUUCACUUGGAAGAUCUUCCUGCAAAAUAAUCUGUGGUGAAGAUUUCAUUCCACACCACUUCUACCUCGUUUUAUGUGUUUUGGUCAGCUAUGGCUUGGGAACUCUGUUUAUUGCUUCUUUUAUGGCUUACUGGGAGAACAAAUUCUGAAGUGCAGCCUUUAUACCAACCACCAUCUGAUACUCUGGAUUUUGGAUAUGUUCCUGCAAAAACAUACGAUACUAGUAUAUACCAUGAACCUGGAGCAAUAGGGAUUUUGUUCCGAGUAGUCCAUGCUUUCCUCUAUUUAGUGCAACCAAAUUAUUUUCCUCAAGAUCUUAUUAAAAAACUAGCACAGCAGUCAUUGGGAAGUAAACGAGGUGAUUAUGAAAAGGCUGCUUACUAUGAAAUAGGUUUUAUAGUUUCAGCUGCUCUGGGAGUACUGUUUGUUGUAUUCGUGCCUCUGGUGGGGCUCUGCUUCUGCAUGUGUCGCUGCUGUGACAACUGCGGUGGAGAAAUGCACCAAAGGCAGAAGAAAAAUGCAGACUGCCAGAGGGGCUGCUUUGCUACAGUUCUUUUUGUUGCUGCUUUAUUAAUCAGUGUUGGUGUACUUUUUGCUUACGCUGCUAACCAGCAUCUCACAAUGCAAGUCAGAGGAGCAAAGAAGCUGGUGAACAGUAAUUUCAAAGACCUGCGGACUUUUCUAAAUGAUACUCCUGGGCAAAUUGAUUAUUUGGUGAGUCAGUAUAACACUACCAAGAAAAAAGCACUUUCUGACCUUAAUAAUGUUGGCUCAUUGCUUGGUAGCAGAGUCCAAGAGCAGCUGGGAAAGGAGGUGCGCCCUGCACUUGAUGCAGCCCUAACCAUGGCUGGAGCUAUUAGAGAAACAAAGGAAGCACUGGAGAAUGUGAGUGUAUCUGUGGAAGUCUUACAGGAAGGCACUGAGAGGCUUCAUUCCAACUUGACAGAAGUGAAAGAACACUUGAUCAACACACUUAAUGAUUCUGCAUGCACAGCUGCCCAAGCUGCAUCAACUUGCAACGUCAUCCGGAAUUCCUUAAAUCAGCUAGACAUCAAUGCCAACUUUAGCAAGUUGCCAGGUGUGAACGCUCAGCUUGCCAGAGUCAAUGAAGUCCUUAAAAUAGACCUAUCCAGUCUGGUUCAGAAAGGCUAUGCAGCAUUUAACAAUACUCCAGAUUUGGUACUCAAUCAAACAAGGAACAUUUUGUCAGCCAUACCCUAUAUAAAAGGUGUACUGGAAGCUAUUGGUUCAAAUAUCACGGCUUUUACACAAAUGCUUCCUGUCCAGAAGGUACUAGCAGACUUCACAAUAUAUCUUACUCAGAGCGAGGCAUAUGUUCAAGAUCAUUUUCCAUUAGUGGAGCAGUAUGAUUUUUACAGGUGGCUAGGUUGCUUAAUUCUGUGCUGCAUGGUGAUACUGAUUCUUGUAUUUUAUUAUCUGGGACUAUUAUGUGGCACCUGUGGUUAUGACAAAAAUGCUACUCCAACAACAAGAGGCUGUAUCUCAAAUACUGGAGGAAAUUUCUUGAUGGCUGGAGUUGGAUUCAGUUUCCUCUUCUCUUGGGCUCUUAUGCUAAUAGUAGUAGUCACUUUCAUCACUGGUGGAAAUGUGGAAAAGCUUGUGUGUGAGCCAUUUGAAGACAAGACUUUGUUGAAAUUUCUGGACACUCCCUACUUGUUGAAUCGUCAAUGGAAACAUUAUCUUUCUGGCAUAAUUUUAAAAAAUCCUGAUAUUGACUUGACCUUUGAAAAGGUUUACAGUGACUGCAAAGAAAACAAAGGCAUUUAUCCUACCCUUCACUUGGAAAGAAUCUUUAAUAUCCAUGAAAUUCUGAAUGUUAACAUGUAUGCAGAAGAUGUAUCACUUAAAAUCAAGCAUAUUAAUGUAAAUCUAAGCAAUAUAGUUCUGCUGGAUGGAACUGGAAAGCAGAAUCUGAUGAAUUUCAGUGCUUCAGGAAUAAAUGAGAUAAAUUUUGCUGCAUACUUAUCAGAGAUCAAUAAGAGUGUUACCAAAGUGGAUCUCUUGUCAUUUGCUAAUGAUUUAGAAGCCAGAGCAGACCAGCUGCCCAAAGGAGCACUGGAAAAUGCUUUAAAAGGACAUGCAAAUAAUAUUCGGAUGAUACAUAACCAACAAGUUGUUCCAUUGGAACAAGCGAUGAGUACUUUAAACCAGAGCAUAAGAUUACUGCAGAAAACUUCAUCAGAACUUCCGGGAAAAGUAAAAAAUGUGAUCAGUGCUGUUGAUGCUGCUCAACUUCUUAUAAACAGCAAUGCUUCAUUAGUUAUUAUCCAGGAAACAAAAAAGUACAUGGAUACCAUAAUAGGAUACUUUGAGCAAUAUGCUGAAUGGGUGAAGGAAUCGAUAACUAUGGAAGUAGCAACAUGUAAGCCCAUUGCCAAUGUGAUUGAUACAAUUGUGGAUAUAUUUCUGUGCAGCUACAUAACAGAUUCUUUGAAUGCUUUCUGGUUUGGUCUGGGAGGCUGUUCAAUAUUUCUUAUCCCUGCCAUCAUUUGUGCUGUAAAAUUAGCCAAAUUCUACCGUAGGAUGGAUACAGAAGAUGUGUACGAUGAUUUGGAAAAUGGUAAUAAUGGUUAUCAUAAAGAACAUUUGUAUGGUAUACACAAUCCGAUUAUGGCAAGCUCUGUGGAACAGUGGUAGUGCAUACUGGUAACAUUAAGUUUUUGGAAAUAAUCUUCAGAUUUUAACAAGGGAAAACACCAUCACUGUUGAAUUCUGAAUCCUGAACCAUCUAGUCUGGGACUUAUACAGUAAAUUAUUUUGAAGUACCAUCAAUGCAACUGUUGGUUUCCAGUACCAGUUUUCCACUGGAACUUCCACAUUACGUAGACAGGGUAGUUUGGAUUUUGUGCUCAUUUUUUUAUUUGUUUCAGACUAGCCACCAGUUUGGAACUACUGAAUUCCUCUUACAAUGUCCAAGGAUGUUAAUAAAUUAUAUAUGUGUGUGUGAUUGUGUUUACAUGAAGAUUGCAUUAUGUGUACAGACACUUUUGUAUAUGUAUUUUUACAGCUGUCUUACAGCAGAUUUUUAAAAAAUACUGUUUGUUAUACUUCACAAGCAACCAGUUCAGCAUGAUCAGUGUUUCUUUGGUGCUGACUGAUAAUUGCAAAAUACUGUAAAAAUCUAAAAAUCUGCAGUCUUUUUUGUGUUCAGAAAAGUUACUGUAAAUAGUCAUGUUUUUUCCUUGUUCUGAAUUAUUGGAUGAAAUCCAGUAAUAAGUUGCACUUGAGUCACUGAGGAUUUAAUUCAAUGGACCUAUUUUAGUUGUGA